This is a messenger RNA of Rhizoctonia solani, 561 nucleotides long. RefSeq names its product Zinc-binding dehydrogenase. The transcript is spliced from 2 exons. The record is from RefSeq and is a predicted model, not a curated record. Bases 1 to 561 code for a protein of 186 amino acids. NCBI's taxonomy places the organism in Eukaryota, Fungi, Basidiomycota, Agaricomycetes, Cantharellales, Ceratobasidiaceae.
AUGACCUCAUGGCAAUCAUUCUUUGAGAAAUUUCCCAUUACUAAGGACUCAACCGUACUGAUACUCAGUAGCGGAGUCUCCGUUUUUGGUCCGCAGCUUGCAAAAGCCUCAGGGGCGCGAGCCAUUGUCCUGAGUUCAAGCAAAGGAGAAGAAGCCAGGUAUAAGGCUCUGGUAAUGGAUGAGGUCAUUAACUAUCGGGAGGUUCCUGAAUGGAAGAAACAAGUGAUAAAGCCGACGGGAGUUAAAGGAGCCAAGCAAAUGCUCACAGUCGGUGGGCAAAGUGCGCUUAUGCAAUAUCUGAACUCCGCCAAGCAUGAAGGCUUCGUGUAUGUGAUUAAGGUCGUCGAACAGGGUGGCCUAGGAGGCGGAACGAUCCGGGAUGCAGUGCUGAAACCGUUUUUGGAAGAAAUAACGGCAAGUCAAGCUCUGUGGCCAGUCAUUAUCUUCUGCCUAAAUGAUCGUUCCGCUCAGAUGUCUGGAGUAUUGGUAGGAGGCGAGCGGUUGGGCCAGUUCAUGACGGAACAGAAGAUCAAGCCAGCCAUUGACCGAGUGUUUAGUUGA